CAACGUCGUUCACAUCGACUCUCUCCUUGGCAUCGAGGGAGUCGUCAUCGGGUGCUGUUCGCGUCCCGAAGUGUCCCCAAGUUUAGACCGCAAGAAAAAACGAAAAUUAUAAAGACGGAGUGCGAAAGUCCGUGUUGGCCAGCGCGAGGGCGGGGUGGGAGGGACAAAAUUAAGAAGAUCGAUCCUUCCUAAAUCGGACCAGAAUGGUUCGUGCCUUGUACACCACUCUGGCGAUCGGCCUCGCCCUUACGGUCUACGUCGAACUUCCCCGAACCGUUUUGGCCAUCGACUUGAGUCGAUUUUACGGUCACUCCAAGACAAAAAGAACCGGAGAGCCAUGCCAUCCCUACGAACCAUUCAGGUGUCCAGGGGAUGGAGUUUGUAUCUCGAUACAAUAUUUAUGUGACGGCGCUCCCGAUUGUCAAGACGGUUACGAUGAAGAUUCACGUUUAUGUACAGCGGCUAAAAGACCACCUGUAGAGGAAACAGCGAGCUUCUUACAAUCUCUUAUAUCAAGCCACGGACCUAAUUACCUUGAAAAGUUAUUUGGCAGCAAAGCAAGGGAUUCGCUACAACCUCUAGGUGGUGUUAACAAAGUCGCCAUUGCUCUUUCUGAGUCACAGACGAUUGAAGAUUUUGGCGCAGCGCUACAUCUGAUGCGAUCCGAUUUGGAGUACUUACGUUCGGUGUUUAUGGCAGUGGAAAACGGCGACCUUGGCAUGUUAAAAUCCCUCGGGAUCAAGGACUCGGAAUUGGGUGACGUGAAAUUCUUCCUGGAGAAACUCGUCAACACUGGCUUUCUUGAUUGAAUUUUAAAUCACAUUCCAUCGGAUCAACGCCACAUCUGUCUCCUUCUCAAUCUGAUUUCAAAAAUUUUUAUUCUACAUCAACAAAAUCAAAUUCGGCUAUUUGAAAUUUGAAAUAAAAAAAAAAAAAAAAAAUUCUUCUCCACUACUACAUUAAUUGGCAAUAAACAAAAUAAUCUACCUCAUUGAAAACUAUAUAAUAUAUUUACAAUUAAAAAUAAAAGAAAGAAAGAAAAAAAAAUUAUAUAUUGGAGUGCAGUGUUUUUGGCGAAAGAAAAAUUAAGAAAAAUUCUAAAAAAUAUUUCAAAAUUUUAAUAUUCAAAAUUAAUGGAUCCUCCUAAUACUUAAGACAAAUUAUUGCUACGCUCAAGGAUUACUCUAAUGGACGCGAAUUUUUAAUCACUUAUACAACAUUCGUAUAUCUCGUGUAGUUAACUUUCCGCAUUUUUGCAUGACAAAAAAAAAAAAAAAGUAAUUUUACAAAGAAGAGGGAUUUGGGGUAAUAUUAUAAUUAUAUAAGUAUAUUAAUUAAACAAUGCGAUGCCUAAGACGAUAGUGAAAGAAGAAAUAUAAAGAAGAAAAAUACAAGAAAAAUAAAUAACUAUUGUGACUAAAUUCCCAACGAGAUUGCAUCUCACCAGAUGGGACAUUGAACAGAUUUAUUGUUCUUAAGUGACACAGUUCACAUACAUAAAAAUCGAUAAUCUCUCCUACAGCAGUGAAUAAAAAGUAUAUAAGAGAGAUUUUGUGACAAUCUCCUAGUACGGAAAAACGAGGAUUUCUUCAAAGUGGUUUUUCUCAAUAAUUCAGAAUGGACUUUGUUAAAUGUUCUGAUAAAAAAGAAAUAUCGAAUAUUUUCCCGAAAUACAGGAAAAUAAAAGGAGUUUUAUCAAGAAAAAUCUUGACAAAAAAAAAAGAAGAAGAUUUUUAUCGUCGCUUCGCGUCUUAAAGAGUCGUGCCUCGUUUUCGCUUAUAAAUGCGAAGCUUGCUUCCAAGAGUCAAUUUUAACGAGCUUUCCUAUUCAAAUACUUUUUUUUUUCCACUCCAUUAAAAUUUGAACUAAUGACUUUGGGAGUGACGUUUUUUCAUAGUGGUUUUUUUUUGUUCACACAGUGAAACACAGUGCAACUUGGUUUAAAAAAUACAAUUUUCUUUUUUUUUUUUUAAAUAAAAGUUUCGAUUUUUCGUAAAAAAAAGAAGCUUUGAUGAACUUGACAAUCAAAUUGCUGUACCUUGAAUUUUUUGACUCUUCUUUCGACUCAAAUAUAUUGACAAAAAUCGUCGAUUCAAGAAGAUCGUUUGAGAGGACAAAUCAACGAUCUCGGGGUCAAAAGGCCAAGGAUUGCAGAUAGCAAUCUUAUUAAUAAAAAAAAUAAACCAGUCCACCCAUGAAGACAUAUCAUAGUUCUAUUAUAAAAGGCCCCCGAUAUACGAUAGUAUCGGCAGCCUUGAUUCAAAUAAUAAAAAAACGUAUUAAAUAAUGAAAUACAUAUCACUAAUGUAAUUAUUAAUACGAUAAUAAUUCAUAAAUACUAAUUAAAUCACUUGUUAUUCAUUUCACAUAAAAGAAUUCCUUUAAUAAUAAAAAAAAUAGUCUUUUGAAUUUAAUUUUUGGGAAAAAUUUCCACCUUUGUUAGAGAAAAAUAAAUUAACAAAUAUAGUUGUUGGAAAUUUUUCUUCUAAAUUAAAUUCAUUUAAUAGACGUAAAAAAAAGAAGGUUUAAUAUAUGCAAAAAAAAAAAUUCUCUGAAAUGAAAAAGAAUGAAAUUGCAGUACUCUCAUUGUUGGAGAGGUUGUGUGAAUUUUGUCACAAAGCAAUUUUCCUUUUUUCUUAAUGAACAAGUGAAUUUUUGAGUAUUUUUGAGAAAAAAAAAAAAAAAAAAAUUUCGUUAAACUGAGAUUUCUGUUUGAUGAAAUCUCAAAAGAAAUACAUUUAUCAGAGAAUGAUAAAUGUUAUUUUGCUAUAAUAUAAAGAAAAAAGGCUCUCUUAAGCCAACUUAUAUAUGUAUAAUCAGAAGAGAAAUUCACAGAAAAUUAAAAGGCAUUAAAAUAAG
This is a messenger RNA of Leptopilina boulardi, 2859 nucleotides long. Its product is annotated as IDLSRF-like peptide. NCBI's taxonomy places the organism in Eukaryota, Metazoa, Arthropoda, Insecta, Hymenoptera, Figitidae. The record is from RefSeq and is a predicted model, not a curated record. The transcript has 4 exons. Bases 204 to 809 code for a protein of 201 amino acids. Gene Ontology annotation, molecular function: protein binding.